Messenger RNA from Austrofundulus limnaeus, 1857 nucleotides. RefSeq lists its product as uncharacterized. The record is from RefSeq and is a predicted model, not a curated record. The coding region runs from base 69 to 1664 and encodes 531 amino acids. The transcript is spliced from 4 exons. NCBI's taxonomy places the organism in Eukaryota, Metazoa, Chordata, Actinopteri, Cyprinodontiformes, Rivulidae.
UCUAUCAGCUGCAGCUUCAAUCAAACGGCUGCUGCUGUCUCUGCUGUAGGUGGACUCCGUGGAYUCUCAUGGCUUUUUCAUUUGGAGUCUCCUGGAUGUGCAUGCUGUUAUGGGGCUCCAUUAGUUUUGCUCCACAAACUGAGUACCAGGUCGCACAUGGAUACUAUCUUCACAAAAGUCCACAAACUUCCACUCAGUUAACUCCUGGAGAAUACUUAAACACAAACUAUGAAGAUAAAACAAAGGCUUCAAGAGAACGAAACCAACCAGAUUUCAUAAAUAAGGGAGCCAUGUUUUCAGUUGCCCACAAUGACAUCAGUAAGAAUAAAGUUUGGAUUAGACAAGGUAAUGAUCACCAAAWGCCAACUAGACACCACCCUUGGAACAAUCUUGGUGACUCCACUGUUUGUGGCAAUGAAGUGUUUAGCCAUCAACCUGCUCUCCACAGACACAAGCAUUUACCUGCCUCAGAACCUGGUCUUCCAAGUGGACGUAAUGACAUAUUUAAUAGUGUUUCCAAAAACAAGCAUCUUAAGACAACCAACAAGAAGCCAACGCUAAAACAGUUUCCCUCUGGGUUACUACUUCAUGAAGAUCCGGUCACUGGCAAAACUGGCUCUACUGCUGAUGCUUCAAACAGAUCAUCUCAAGAUUUUGUCUACUUUUCACCAAAGUCAUCCAGGUCAAUAUCUGUGCCUUCAAAGAAAAAUAUCAAAAGGUCAAAAUAUUUGCAUCAAACAGGUUAUAAAACUCCACUGAUUAGUUUGGACAAAAACACAAAAGCUGUCCCCUUCCAAAAGCCAACAUUUUUGAAUUUCUUUGUACCAGAAAAUCAAAUAUAUGUCCCAAAUUAUGAAGUCAAACAUAGGAAAAAGGCAGCAAAAUCAUUACUUGCAUACCAAUCAGGCGCUGGCAAAACAACGAACAAUGACUACUAUCCUCCUGCUGUUCAAAAGCCUGUAUCUGUUGAAUUUGUUACAAACUUGAACAAUCUUUUGCCACUGAAGAGAAAGAAGAAUUUUAGAGCAAAUGUUUCAGACAAACCUCAGAAGGUGCUGGAUAAAUCCAACCUGGUGUUYAAUGUGAAACCUCCACGUGGCUCAAACAGACUUCCCACCUCUUUGGGAUAUCAAAAGGCUGACGUUGAGCCUUUCAAACUUGCUAGUCGUUCAGAAAACACUGAGAAAUCCCACCUCUACAAUCAAAAUCUAGCUUCUGCCCUUCAAAAUGUUAAUACAAAAUACAACGGCAAAGAUUCAAUCCAGAAAGGAGUCCCAUCUCGGGGAGCUGAAAAUCAAAUGAACUCUGUUUCAGCUCAAGACAGAUUCCUGCUCCUAAAUGGCGGCUAUGAGGAUGCAAAGAAAGCUGGCCUUCUGAAGACCUUCAACGAACCAGAUGACAUGAACAUGUUUUCAGCCAGCUUGAAAAAAGAGCCCACAAACUUUGCGUCUUGGCCUGAACCCACAGGUUUGGGUUUAAAUUGCGUUGUUUGGAAGAAYGCACAAAGGUCUCAAAAGUCAUUGCGGCCCUCUGUAAAGAGAUACAUCAAGUCUGGAAACCGCUCAGGGAGGGCCACAACAUAUCUGUCAAAAACCUGUUAUUUUCAACAUCAGCAGGUUCAAGACAAGGCUGCUAAUCGACUACAGAAAGCUGCCACAAAAUGACGAGCUUAAAACCCAAGAAGCUAAUGUGACAAAAGGAUGUUUCCAGCUGCAAAUCAGGUUUCUGGUGUUGAUCCUCCUCAACUGCACCCAGUACUUGGCUGGCUUUACAUGCCUUUCUUUGCACAYAUCUAACUGUAACCCAAAAUUAUGUUUUUGUUGCAAAUAUCAAAACUAAACUUGUUUAAGAGCUAAA